AUGGGGAGCGCGGCGCUGGGGGGCGGCCCGUGGGUGCUGCGGGCGCUCACCGGGUGCCUGCUGGGCGCCCUGGUGCUGGGCACGCUGCUGGGCAAUGCGCUCGUGUGCCUCGCCAUCCUGCGCUUCCGCCACCUCCGCAACAAGGUCACCAACUGGUUCGUGCUGUCACUGGCCGUCUCGGACCUCUGCGUGGCCCUUUUGGUGAUGCCCUGGAAGGCGGUCACUGAAGUGGCUGGUGGCUCCUGGCUCUUUGGCAGCCACUUUUGUGACACCUGGGUGGCCUUCGACAUCAUGUGCUCCACUGCCUCCAUCCUCCACCUCUGCGUCAUCAGCCUGGACCGGUACUGGGCCAUCGCCAGCCCCUUUCGUUAUGAACGCAGGAUGACACAGCGCCUUGCUUGUGUCAUGAUAGCCACGGCCUGGGCUCUCUCCAUCCUCAUCUCCUUCAUCCCCGUGCAGCUACACUGGCAUAAAGCCAAGGACAGUAGAGAUCCAGGCUCCUGGCUACCUGGGACACCCCGCUGUGAUGUCAGAUUGAACCGCACUUAUGCCAUCACCUCCUCCCUUAUCAGCUUCUACAUCCCCGUGGCCAUAAUGAUCAUCACCUAUACCAGGAUCUACAGAAUUGCCCAGGCCCAGAUCCGCCGCAUCUCCACCCUUGAGAGAGCAGGAGGGCAGUGGCCAGCUCCUGGCAAGGAGCCCGCCUCCUCUUUGCGGAGGUCCUUGCACAAGGAGACCAGGGUGCUGCAGACCCUUUCUAUCAUAAUGGGAGUCUUUGUUUGCUGCUGGCUGCCCUUCUUCCUGCUGAACUGCCUGCUGCCUUUCUGCCAGCCCAACCUCGAGGAGGACCCUGAAGGGCAGUCACUCUGUAUUGGCCAAACCACCUUCAACGUCUUUGUGUGGUUUGGCUGGGCCAACUCUUCGGUGAAUCCAGUCAUCUAUGCUUUCAACGCAGACUUCAGGAGGGCUUUCAGCAAUCUCUUGGGCUGUUGUUGCUGCUGCUGUGGCACACCAAAAUCCCCUGUGGAGAGGGUCAACUUCAGCAAUGAGCUGGUUUCCUAUCACCGUGACACCACCUGCCAGAAGGAAGGAGCUGUCCCAUUGUCAGUGCCUCCUGCUGCCAUCACUGCCUGGGUGCAGCCCGUGCCCCAUGCCAUAAACCUCCAGGGAGAGCACAGCAGCGAGGAGAUGUCUAUGGAGAAGAGGGUUGUGACUUCUCAGACACAGACUGCCCCUGGCAGCAGCCCCAGCAGUUGUCAAGUGCCAGCUAUUUUGCAGAUGGAUGGCAAGGCAAAGCCACCCCUGUAAACUGCUGUCCCCGGUACAGGACUUGGUCAGUGUGAGGGACCCCACUGCCUCGUCUCAGAGGGAUGAGUGAUUAAUCACUUCUCAUGCACACAGCCACCACUCAGGGAGAGUUCUCCCUGUCUCCAUGUAAGCUCCCCAGCAACAAAAGUCCCAUGCCAGAGGGAUGGAAAACACUGCUCUUACCACGCAGGGGUGAUAGGCAUAUGGAGUCCAUUCCAAAAGCAUAUAGCAGCCACACAUUUACCUCUUCCCAUGGCCACCUUCACCCCUUACUCUCACAGUCAUUAGACAUCUCCCAUGCAUUUGUUCACCCCCAUUCUACAGUCAAAUUUGAGGUAUAUAUUAAGAAUAGUGAGAUAAUUAGAUCAAAGUAAAAAAAUCGCAUAGUUCAGGCAGCCAAUCUCUUCAGAAAGUAGAAAUAUAGUAUGAUCCACAAAAUAGAGUGACCAGAUCAUCUCUGUCAACCCAUUUCACUACUUGUAAAUAUGAAGAUCAACAAAAGGCAGAGCAAAUAGGUGUUGGAUGGCCUGCAGGAAAGAGAAAACUGGGAAAACUGUGAUUGUUUCUAUCUGUGUAGGGUUCAGCAGGCAUUAAGGCAAUGCAGUGGCAUCUCAUUGCCCUCUGUUUCUCUGUCCACUACUUGAAGGUUCCGCUGCUGAUCAUUUAAUACAGUGCUCCACUCACCACCAUCCUUGCCCCAUUUUUAAUGUCCCUCACCUAUGAUGGAUUUCCUUUGAUUUUCAGGAAGA
Messenger RNA from Haemorhous mexicanus (house finch), 2057 nucleotides. RefSeq names its product D(1)-like dopamine receptor. Gene Ontology annotation, biological process: adenylate cyclase-activating adrenergic receptor signaling pathway. Lineage: Eukaryota; Metazoa; Chordata; Aves; Passeriformes; Fringillidae. Gene Ontology annotation, molecular function: G protein-coupled receptor activity. Gene Ontology annotation, cellular component: membrane. The transcript has a single exon. The record is from RefSeq and is a predicted model, not a curated record.